Molecule: messenger RNA, 962 nt
Organism: Ectocarpus sp. CCAP 1310/34
Lineage: Eukaryota; Phaeophyceae; Ectocarpales; Ectocarpaceae
Source: the annotation of a GenBank genome assembly
UACUUUUGCUGCCAACAGUAGUAUUGUUCAUGUGUAGUGUGUGUGUUUUCGUCGCAUUUAUGUCGGGCGCGAGCCUGUGCCGUUCGUUACACGGUUGACUCACCAGUCUACGUCACACAAAUAUUCAGCAGGAAUACAUUGUACUGCUGUACAGCAGUACUUUACAGCAGUACUUUACAGCAGAUGAGCAGGCUUGCAUGUGCGAUGUCUCUCUGUGCAAUGUCCAAGUUGCGCGCACUUUCAAGGUCGGCCACGACAAGGUCAGACGCAUCAUCAACCACUGGCAAGCGGCAAAGAAGGAUGAUGGGCGACGCCGCCUCACCAAAGUAGAAGAAGAUCAACUUCGCGAGUUCAUCAACGACGAGCACAACGCCGGUCGUCAAGUCUUUCGCCGCACGGUGGCAGAAUGGUUGCACAGGACUUCAAACAUGGAGCAGCCGUCCAACCGUUCGGCAGGAGGGCUGCUAACAACGGCCACUCGGGAAUACAUCCACCUCAAUCACCCUGAAAGGCUCGAGGAACGGGUGGUGAUGUUCAUGAGGAAAAAGGGGUGGGCGUUGAUUUGGACGCCGCCCUACAUGCCGUCCUUUCAACCGAUCGAGCUUUUUUGGCAGCAUGGGAAGCAGUACGUCAGCCUUAACUUUGAGUUGAAGCGAAAGAUGCGGGAGGUGUGGGUGCAGAUUCGUAAAGGUUGGUAUAGGGACGAGGCAUGGCCAGGCCAGGAGGGGGGGUGGAAGGCAGCUAAUUGUUCGAAGCUGGUUGACCACGCCAUUGGAGAGAUGAAUAAGUGGGUCAAGGACCGUGAUGGAGUGCUUUCUGGUACGAUAGGCAGCCUUAUAAAGCCGGACGGGUACGAUACCGAUGAUGUGUCGCCCGUGGGUGAUGUCGAGGAAGGGGUAGGGGAGCCGAUCCAGCGGGAAAGCGCAGAAUGGGGUGAUGGCAGCGACGAGGUUGAACCAUGA